Staurois parvus is the source of this 479-nucleotide messenger RNA. NCBI's taxonomy places the organism in Eukaryota, Metazoa, Chordata, Amphibia, Anura, Ranidae. The record is from the annotation of a GenBank genome assembly.
UCAUUCCUCUGUGCGGGAUGUGCGGCUGCAGGUAUCUGUGCGGGUCCUGCGUUCCUCUGUGUGGGUGUGUGUGGCUGCAGGUACAUGUGCGGGUCUCUCAUUCCUCUGUGCGGAUGGUGCAGGUACAUGUGCGGGUCCCGCGUUCCUCUGUGCGGGUGGUGCGGCUGCAGGUAUCUGUGUGGGUCCUGCGUUCCUCUGUGCGGGUGGUGCGGCUGCAGGUAUCUGUGCGGGUCCGCAUUCCUCUGUACGGGUGGUGCGGCUGCAGGUAUAUGUGCGGGUCCCGCAUUCCUCUGUGCGGGUGGUGCUGCUGCAAGUACAUGUGCGGGUCCAUCAUUCCUCUGUGCGGGUGGUGCGGCUGCAGGUACAUGUGCGGGUCCAUCAUUCCUCUGUGUGUGGGUGGUGCGGCUGCAGGUACAUGUGCGGGUCCAUCAACAUGUGCUCUGUGUGGGUGGUGCAGCUGCAGGUAUUUGUUCAGGUCC